AUGUCUGAUUCAUAUCGAAAAAAUAGCUCCAAGAGCUCGACAUGUAGUCGCGGCUCCCGGAGGAGCAAUGAGUCAUGCGACUCGUUCGAGACGUAUGAAUCUCAAAGCACAACACCCACUUCCUACUACGCAAGCACCGAGGCAUCAGUCAAGGAAGCUAGGGCCGUCUCCCACAAGUUCCAGCCUGUUUACGAGGAGGAUGUAUCCCCUUCCACGAGCAAUUGUCUACGAUCCUCUGUCGACACCUUCGACUCCAGCUUAGCCUCCGAUGACGAGGACGAGCUCGAGCUGAUGCGCGACAUCGAGAUGGACGACUUUGACCCUUAUCAGGAGAUCCCGCCUUUGCCCGCCUACUGCCGCGAUAUCAUCGAGACCGAUGUCCGCCCUUCAAACCCCCAAGACUUUGCAAAGCUUUUCCCCUCCAUGAACAGGUUAUCCAUCUCCCACGACGAGUUCACCCCCGACGGCAACAUGAACUUGAGAGUCGACACCGUCGUCCCCGGUCGCCGCCCCCACAAUAUCCAGCUCUUCCACUUGCGUAUGCACGACCUCGCCAAGCGCGAGUUUUCCCUUCGAAGAUACUGCCGCGACUCCGGCCGCGAAGUCUGCAACUCGAAGCGCAAGUACGUCGAAGAGGCCAUUGAGCAACGGCCAACGCUGCAGCGGUCGGUUUCGAGCGCCAUCAAGACCCUUUCCAUGAGGAGACCUUUACCGCGCACAAACUCUGGCGGCUCGUUCCUCGCCGGCAAGGGAAAGGAUGUAACCUCUCAGCGCCCGCAGUCCAGCGCCUCAUCUUCCCGCAACAGCACUGAUGACACCGCGAGCUACUUCCGGCGGUCCGCCUCCUUUGAGCCCAAGCCCAAGGCUCGCCGCAUACCCAGCAACACCAUGAAGCUCGAGUUCUCCAACUACGCACGCGUUGACGUCUCGCGCCGUGGCGGCACCAACAACAAGCGCUACGAGUUUGAAUGGUGGGGUCACAAGUACCAGUGGAAGCGUGUCCUGGACAAGAACCUCGGCGCUGUCUCUUUCCACCUUGUCAAGGACGGGAACAACAACGCCAGGGAUGCCGUUGCCCACAUAGUCCCCGAGACGCGCUCGCCCAACCAGGUUGUCGAGGACGAGAGCGCCGGCGGCUGGGUGCCCCCUUGCCACAUGUGGAUCAGUGAUCGCAGCGUCCUUGACGCCGUCACCGACGUCGCCGACGUGAUCGUUGCCACGGGCCUCGUGGCUCUCGUCGAUGACUGCAUCAAGCACCGCUGGCAGACGAAAAAGAUUCACCACAUUCCGGUACCCCUGACGUCCCGGACGGUCAACGUCGAGUACGUCGGGCCUCGGGCGUUUUUACAGCAACUCUUCCUUCGCCGCGCUUCGGACCAUACUUCUGGUCCGCUACGACAACGCUCGAUUGCGACAUACUGA
Colletotrichum graminicola M1.001 is the source of this 1422-nucleotide messenger RNA. RefSeq lists its product as uncharacterized. NCBI's taxonomy places the organism in Eukaryota, Fungi, Ascomycota, Sordariomycetes, Glomerellales, Glomerellaceae. The record is from RefSeq and is a predicted model, not a curated record. The coding region runs from base 1 to 1422 and encodes 473 amino acids. The transcript has a single exon.